Tuber melanosporum (Perigord truffle) is the source of this 565-nucleotide messenger RNA. RefSeq lists its product as uncharacterized. Gene Ontology annotation, cellular component: plasma membrane. Lineage: Eukaryota; Fungi; Ascomycota; Pezizomycetes; Pezizales; Tuberaceae. The annotation marks the transcript as partial. Gene Ontology annotation, biological process: sodium ion export across plasma membrane; regulation of membrane potential; proton export across plasma membrane. The transcript is spliced from 3 exons. Gene Ontology annotation, molecular function: sodium:proton antiporter activity. The record is from RefSeq and is a predicted model, not a curated record.
AUGCUAACGUAUGCGGAUUCAAACAUACAGAUCAACAAGCCACAUCUGGCGUACACGAUCUUGGGGGGUUUUACGUCUAUUUUCAUGCUAGUUUCCUUGUUCAUUAAGGAAAAAUUGUAUAUCGGCGAAGCUACCGUUGCGACAAUAUGUGGUAUCAUCUUUGGCCCCUCUGCUGCUGGGUUGUUCGAUCCUCAGACAUGGGGAAAUGUUGACCAGAUUACCCUGGAAGCGUCCCGGAUAGUCCUGGUCGUUCAGUGUUUUGCCGUCGGUGUCGAAUUACCAAAGAAAUAUAUGGAGCGUCAUUGGAAAUCUGUGGUCUUUUUACUAAUUCCUGUCAUGACUUGGGGAUGGUUGAUCACCUCUCUCAUCAUUUGGUGGAUGAUACCAUCCCUAAACUGGCUAGAUUCGCUCACGGUAGCCGCCUGUGUCACAGCAACGGAUCCCGUUCUUGCAUCUUCAGUUGUCGGAAAGGGUAAAUUCGCCCGUCGGAUUCCUAAGCACCUUCGUGAUAUCCUUUCCGCUGAGUCCGGGUGUAAUGAUGGAAUGGCUUUUCCGUUUAUUUAUC